AGAAGGUGGUCCGUCAUUCUCGCGCAUGCUCAGUAGCAGUAGCAGCUGUUUGUUGACAUAACAGUAGCCGAGGCCUGGCUGACACCAGACGGGGAUAAACAGCUUCAGUGAUGUCUGUGAAACACGCUCUUAGCCGGGGACUCGAGCUGGGCCGGUCGGUCUUCCAGCUGGGUCUCCUCAGAUCAGGUGGCCGAGUCGCAGCAAAGCUCCGAGCUGACCGUGUAGGCCCGUCGGUCCGCACCGUUCAGCCUCAGGCUUUCCUGCCUUCUCGGUACCGGUAUUACCGCACCUCUCUGAAGGGCCUGGCAGCCCAGCUUCAGUCCCGCCGGCUUCAGAGGAGUUUUGGCGGCGGGUCCCCACGGAACAGGGCCGUGUUUCUGGCUUUCGGUCUCGGUGUGGGGCUGAUUGAACAACAGCUGGAAGAUGACAGGAAGAGUGCUGCGACAUGUUCAGAGAUCCAGGCAGUGUUUAGGAAGAAAAAAUAGAGCCCACUCAAGCCUUUCACCUCUGGAUAUAAACUGGAGGAUUACAUUAUUGGGAAUCAGAUUGGGAAAGGCUCCAACGCUGCUGUGUACGAGGCUGCGGCUCGGUUUGCCCCUCCAAAGGAGACUAACAGCAAGUGCUCCCUGGUGCAGCUGAGAGAAGAUGAAGAGGAAGGGGAGACGGCUCGUUCUCUGACAUGCUGCUCGCUGAGAACCUUCCCUAUGGCUAUCAAGAUGAUGUGGAACUUUGGGGCAGGGUCGUCAAGUGAGGCAAUAUUAAAAUCCAUGUCCCAGGAGCUGGUGCCUGCAGGCCCCCUGGCGUUAAAGCAGGAAAAAGAAGAAGUCACUCUGGAUGGACAUUUUGGAGUCCUGCCCAAAACAGUGUCGGCACACCCUAAUGUGAUCAGGGUGUACCGGGCUUUCACAGCGGACGUCCCGUUGCUACCAGGUGCCCAAGAAGAGUAUCCGGAUGUGCUGCCAACCAGGCUUAACCCUGCUGGUCUGGGCAACAAUCGCACUCUUUUCCUCGUCAUGAAGAACUACCCCUGCACGCUGCGACAGUACCUGGAGGUGUCCACACCAGGCCGCAGGCAGGGCUCUCUGAUGGUGCUGCAGCUCCUCGAGGGGGUCGACCACCUGUGCAGACAGGGUGUUGCUCACAGGGAUCUCAAAUCAGACAACGUGCUCUUGGAGUUUGACUCAGAUGGAUGCCCUCGUUUAGUGAUUACCGACUUUGGCUGCUGCCUGGCCCAGAGGGAUUCUAAUCUACAGCUGCCCUUCAACAGCAUGUGGGUCAACAGAGGAGGGAAUGCCUCCCUAAUGGCCCCUGAGGUGGCCACUGCAGUUCCAGGGAGCGGUGUGGUGAUUGACUACAGCAAGGCGGAUGCCUGGGCAGUAGGUGCCAUCUCCUAUGAGAUAUUGGGUCAGAGUAACCCAUUCUAUCGAGCAGUGGGACUGGAGAGCAGGAGUUACCAGGAGAAGCAGCUCCCUCCUCUGCCCUCCGGUGUUCCAGCUGAUGUGCAGUCAGUGAUCCGAUUACUCCUCAGGAGGAGCCCAAGCAAGCGUCCCAGUGCCCGUGUGGCAGCUAACAUGCUACAUCUUAGCCUCUGGGGACAGAAGGCCCUGGCCAACCAGGACAGCGUUGGCAUGAGGAAGCUGGCUGAUUGGCUGCUGUGCCAGUCUGCUGUGGUUCUCCUGAGGGGCUGUAGUGGACCCAGUGGGAACAAGGUAGGGGCGGAGCUUCAGAGGAGCUUCCUGUCUAACCUGGACCUGGAGGACCUGCGCACCGCUGUGGGCUUCCUCCUGUAUGGGCGAGAGCAGCGUCAGGCCUGCAUUCUGUCUGCAUAGAUCCACUCUCACUCAUUCAGACGCCUAUCUUAAAGGUGCAAGUGAUAACAUAUAGCCAGUAGAGGUCGCGCUCUCUCUCCCCCGUUCUGUUGAAUUCACUUCACAACAAGUGGUUGCCAGUUCGUUGCACAACCUGCAUAUUUUCGUGUAGUCAUUUUGCAACACUUGGCUAUACAUGGCUAUUGAUUUAGGUUACUUUGUGCUGUGGUGUUUCAAGAUUCAUGCAACAUAAUCUAUCAUAAUCUAAGGGUAUGGCUAUCUAGUUUAGGUAACGUUUAGCUUGUCAUCUAAGCAGUGGUAUAGUGCAAGGUAUAUGCUGUAGACCUACUGAUUUCCAGUCGGCCACCCACUUCUAAAUCACCUCUGAUGUGCAUCUUCGUUACAGAUUGUUAGAGGGAACUAUAACGUUGGGUAACUGGACGCAACCCUCACUAAUGCUAAGAUGCUAACGUAGCUCCUCAGUGAUUGAAGCAAAGUCCACUGACACUGUACUCCUACAUUGUUGUACGUCAUCUGUGACUGUCAGUGUACUCCAGCAGUUAUUAUGAACUAUCAAAUGGUGUAAUUCACCCCUAAACAAGUGUUGUCUAUUGCUGCUGAAAUUCCUGAUCUGCAUUUAACCAGAAUGUGUUCUCACAAACUCAGCGCCACAACAGCAUCAGCAGGAGGUAACUCAAAGUGCUACUACUAGAGAUGUUCCAAUGUCAUUUUUUCCUUCCCGAUUCCGAUACCUAAACUUGCGGUAUCGGCAGACACCAAUACCGAUCUGAUACCAGCAUGAUAAAAAAAAGUAUAUAGUUAUUGUUAUUGUUAUUGUUAUUAUUAUUAUUAUUAUUAUUAUUAUUAUUAUUU
This is a messenger RNA of Sebastes umbrosus (honeycomb rockfish), 2681 nucleotides long. It is a transcript of the gene pink1, whose product is annotated as PTEN induced kinase 1. Gene Ontology annotation, biological process: protein phosphorylation; autophagy of mitochondrion; regulation of apoptotic process. Gene Ontology annotation, molecular function: protein serine/threonine kinase activity; ATP binding. NCBI's taxonomy places the organism in Eukaryota, Metazoa, Chordata, Actinopteri, Perciformes, Sebastidae. The record is from RefSeq and is a predicted model, not a curated record. Gene Ontology annotation, cellular component: mitochondrion.